GAGAGAGAGAGAGAGAGAGAGGGGGAGGGGAGAGAGAUGCAGAAGAGAGAGCUGGGCAAGCAGAGCGGAGCUUCGGGCGGCUCCGCCACGCCGGCGGCGAAGAGAGGACGACCAUUCGGCAGCGGAACCAGCAACGCUUCUGCGUCGGCCGCAUCAGCUGCGGCCGACUCCGCGGCGCCUUCAACAUUUCUCGGUCCCUCUCUUCAAGUCCACUCCUCAUUCGCUGAUCAAAAUAACAAAAGGAUAGUCCUGGCUCUGCAAAGUGGAUUAAAGAGUGAGCUGACAUGGGCAUUGAACACUCUCACAUUGCUUUCAUUCAAAGAAAAGGAUGAAGUUCGCAGGGAUGCAACACCUCUUGCAAAGAUACCUGGGUUGCUAGAUGCUCUUCUCCAACUUAUAGAUGAUUGGCGUGAUAUAGCAUUGCCAAGGGAGCUUGUCAAGACACCAAGGGCCAGACUCUUAGGUGCAAAUGCUGUUGUGACAGGGUUUGGGAAUGAGUUUGAGGCUCUGAAGUCAAAUGAUGCUGGUCUGAAUCCUAGUGUGGGAUCUGGUGCUUCUGUUACAGAGGCAUCCUUGCAGAAGAGUACAAAUAAAAAUCAUCCUUCUGAAUGGUGGUUAGAUGAAGAUGGUCUAUUUAAUCUGGAUGAUGAAGGGCGUGCAGAGAAGCAACAAUGUGCUGUUGCUGCUUCAAAUAUUAUACGCAACUUCUCUUUCAUGCCUGAAAAUGAAGUCAUAAUGGCCCAGCACCGUCAUUGUUUGGAAACAGUGUUCCAGUGCGUUGAAGAUUAUGUUACAGAGGAUGAGGAACUUGUCACAAAUGCCCUUGAGACCGUUGUAAAUUUAGCUCCACUCCUGGAUCUUCGUAUUUUUAGUUCAACAAAGCCCUCAUUCAUCAAAAUAACGGAGAAACGUGCAGUCCAAGCUAUCAUGGGAAUGUUGGGAUCUUCUGUCAAAGCCUGGCAUUGUGCAGCUGCAGAGUUACUGGGCCGUUUAAUAAUCAAUCCUGAUAAUGAACCUUUCAUCCUUCCUUUUGGCCCGCAGAUCUAUAAGCGUUUAGUUGAUAUUUUGAGCUUCCCAGCCGUAGAUGCACAAGCAGCUGCUAUUGGGGCACUUUAUAACCUUGCAGAAGUCAACAUGGACUGCCGUCUGAAGCUUGCAGGCGAGCGUUGGGCAGUUGAUCGGCUGCUGAAAGUGAUCAGGACACCGCAUCCAGUCCCAGAAGUUUGCAGGAAAGCAGCGAUAAUACUGGAGAACCUCGUAUCAGAACCACAGAACAGAGCCCAGCUUCUAGCUUAUGAAAAUACCUUUGCUGAAAUACUUUUCUCAGAAGGAAGAUAUUCUGAUACAUUUGCUAGAAUCUUAUAUGAAUUGACCUCUCGACCAAGCAACAAAGUGGCGUCAGCUCGUGGUGUAUGGGGUAUGUGAUGCCAACCCUGGCGCUCACCUGCAAUCUUUUGCAAGUUUGGCUCUUGCUUGCACACUGUUGUCUUGUACGGUCACGUAGUUGACAUGUAAGUGUAGGUGUUUUUGGUGCAUGACUCUGAUUGUUUACACCUCUGUGCAUAAUUUAUUGUUCAAGCUCAGUGAUGAUGAACUGAAGAUAGAACAAGAAACAGUAGUCGAUGAAUCAAGGAAGGGAGUUAGUCAUAUUA
Molecule: messenger RNA, 1652 nt
Organism: Diospyros lotus (date-plum)
Lineage: Eukaryota; Viridiplantae; Streptophyta; Magnoliopsida; Ericales; Ebenaceae
Product: armadillo repeat-containing protein LFR
Exons: 8
Coding region: 37-1425 (462 amino acids)
Biological process (GO): regulation of transcription by RNA polymerase II; chromatin remodeling; positive regulation of DNA-templated transcription
Cellular component (GO): SWI/SNF complex; nucleoplasm; brahma complex
Molecular function (GO): protein binding; nucleosome binding
Source: RefSeq, a predicted model, not a curated record